AUAUGGGGCAGCCCCAACAGCAACAUAUGGGCCACUUCAACCCGCCGCCACCUCCGUUUAACCAACAAUGAACGCAGAUGUCCCAUUAUGUGCAGCAGCAGAGGUUCCAGGGAGACGGCAUGCAGUUCCAGAACCAAAACCACCUGAUGAUCCACCAGGUCCAGCAGCAUCUCAAGCAGCAGAUGGCCGGGACCAGCCUGUCAAUCCUCAGAUGCUGUCCCAGCAGACCUCCAACAUCAUGCAGCAGGUGCGCUGACCCCCUCCUCCACCCUGCACCUGAAGUGCGCUCACCCCAGCCCACACCAUCACUUCGACAACAGCUCAAUCCGUCUCCUAGGCAACCCCAGAUGUCGCCGCCUCACAUACCUCCGAACCAAUCGCCGGACCCUGGCAUGCAUGGUCAAUACUAUAUUCAACUGACAUCAGAUUCAGUGAUGCUAUCCCAGUUACAAUCUCACAAUUCUGUGCCUCAAGAUCAGAACCCAGGCCUUGAUAUGGUGCACUCGCUUUCACCGGACAAUGAAGUGAGUCAGUUACAACCACAUGAUCAAUUAUCGCGGUUUGUCGAAACAUUAUAGCAGGGCUUGAAAGCAACCGUAUUCAUGUGUUGAAGUGCGCUACACGAUAUAAAACCAAAACUUAAGUAUUUUCAUUAUCA
Messenger RNA from Dreissena polymorpha, 658 nucleotides. RefSeq lists its product as uncharacterized. Lineage: Eukaryota; Metazoa; Mollusca; Bivalvia; Myida; Dreissenidae. Bases 78 to 578 code for a protein of 166 amino acids. The record is from RefSeq and is a predicted model, not a curated record. The transcript has a single exon.